Molecule: messenger RNA, 1193 nt
Organism: Colias croceus (clouded yellow)
Lineage: Eukaryota; Metazoa; Arthropoda; Insecta; Lepidoptera; Pieridae
Product: geranylgeranyl pyrophosphate synthase-like
Exons: 10
Coding region: 125-1075 (316 amino acids)
Biological process (GO): isoprenoid biosynthetic process
Molecular function (GO): prenyltransferase activity
Source: RefSeq, a predicted model, not a curated record
UUAACCGAUGAUUAAACACUGCAUAUUGUUUCUCGGGUUCAGUAUUAACUUCUACUGUAGUGUAGAGAGGUUGUGUAUCACAACACAUUUACAGAAAGUAUCAAAGGAAACAAGUACAUAAACGAUGAGUAACAAAACUGAAGCAAGAGACGAACUAUAUAUGGAAAAGGAACUCCUUUUGCCGUAUACACAUUUGAUGAAAAUUCGCAGUAAACAGCUGCGAAGAAAAAUUCCGAUGUCUUUUAAUCAUUGGUUUAAGUUGCCUGCUGAGAAGGCACUAUUUAUUGUGGACACUGUAGAUAUGCUACACAAUGGGACUUUGUUGGUCGACGAUAUUCAGGACAACACAUUAUUACGACGAAGUAUCCCAGCUGCUCAUCUUGUGUAUGGCAUUCCCUUGACCAUCAACGCUUCUCUUCAUGUGAUGACCCUGAUGCUUGACAAGCUAUUGACGUUGAAUCACCCGCGACUGACAAAGGUGUACUGUGAAGAUUUUCUAGAAAUCGUUCGUGGUCAAGGCAUUGAGGUAUAUUGGAGAGACAAUUUUCAAAUACCAACGGAGGAACAAUAUGAAAAUAUGAUUAAACAAAAAACCGGUCAUAUGUUUAGGCUAGCAGUACGUGUGAUGCAACUUUUCAGCGAUUUUAAACAUGAUCUUAGUGAACUUCCUUUGCUAGUGGGACUGUUUUUCCAGCUGAGAGAUGAUUAUUGUAAUCUACUAGAGGAAGAGGCAGUCGAGGAAUGGCCAGCUGAGAGUACUGAUAAUGGUAAAAAGGCGCCAUCUAUACCUAACCCAGAUAAUUUUUGCGAGGAUCUAACGGAGGGAAAGUUCACUCUGCCUAUAAUCCAUGCUGCUAGUACCGGCGACGGACAGGGUGUGCUCAAUAUUCUCCGCCAACGCACUCGCGAUGUUUCGCUAAAGAAGUUCUGCGUCUCCGAGUUAGAGAGGCUCGGCAGUCUGGAGUAUACGCGAGAGCGUCUGGAGCAAGUUGAAAAAUCACUUCGAGCUGAGAUAGCACGUCUGGGCGGGAACCCGAUGCUUACAUCUGCACUCGAUGACUUGUCUUGGAAGUGACGUUAUUGCCACAAGAUAAUACGGAAAUUAAUUGGGAAUUAUUACUUAACAGUAUUUAAUUAUGUACUUAAAUACUUAUAAAAAUUCAUAAAUAAAAGCUGGGUGUCGGAUUUUGCAA